GACUUUCUUGGAAAGCUAUUUAAUCUCCCCUAGGUUGGGGGGUCACGCUGGCCUGUCUUGUCUGUCACUCAUUCCUUGUCUCCUUACUUGACUUGGGUUGAUAAUGGCCCCUCAUGAAGUUACACGCUUGCCACUGGCCCAAUUGCGGCAAGAGUUUCACGCGCGCCGAACACUUGCGACGCCAUGCUUUGAACCAUGAACAAGCUCGCCAAGGCUACAUCUGCGAACGAUGCUCCGUGCACUUCCACCGUCCCGAUCUUCUCAGUCGUCAUCUCCUACGCCAUGCCAAGCGCGAUGAGGAAGCCGGAGGUCCGGGACUGGGAGUGCUGGAGACGCGCAAACGCACUCGUCGAGCUGGCGAUGGAUCCAUCGUUGUGCGACCGCCCAAGCGACAGUCUCGAGCCAGCGCACCUCAUAGCAACAUCCCCGAGUCCUCUGCUUCGGGGUCCGCUGGCUCCAUGCGUUCAUCGUCGGCCUCGUCGUGCGUUGUCUCAGUCAUCAGCUCCCGCGAGUCGGACCCGAUACCAGGGGCGCCAGUAUCGCCACCCCGCUCUACGAGCGGUCCGACAACCAUUUCGUUGGAUGAUCCAGAUCCGCUGUUAGCACCUAUACUUCCCAAUGGACCAUUCGAGCCAUACGUUGAGCCCAUACCGGGGCAAUUUGACGCGGCGGAUGGAUCUUGGAGUCUGGGUCAAGAGGGGAUAGAGGACUUCCUCAGUCUCGACACAGCGACUGAUUUCAACAUGCCUUUUGCGGCGACACAUAACUACAACUGGCUCUUCGAUGUGGUCUCGCUGAACGACGCCUUCGCUUCCCUCGACAUCCCUUUCGAACCUGACUUACUAGCCUGGACCCAUUUGGACUCUGACCCCUCGGCGGUUCUGCUACAAGCAGCCUCAUUCGUUGAGCGCAGCCCAGAUCACUCUGAUCUAUUGGAGCUGAACUGGUUGGGACGUCUGGCCACAAUUGCAGAAAACACCUCCACACCGUCCCUCCCACAUCUCUCCGAGGAGGCCCGCCAAGGGAUACUCGGGAUGGUGGCUCGCAAUCCGCCCUCAGGGCUAGACGGCAAGCCCACUCCGCUCGACUCGGCCCUACUUGAUUUGUCGGCGCUCCAGCAGUACUGCGAUCUCUUCUUCACGCGAUUUAACGUGACUUAUCCACUUAUCCACGCGCCCUCCUUCGAUCCCAACACCGUGGACCUGAUCCUGCUGGCCGCAAUCCUCUCCAUGGGUGCCACCUACAGCAGCCGCGAGGCACACCAGCUCGCGGUGGGCAUUCACGACUUUCUACGACCGCAACUCUUCUGCCAUGUCGACUUCUCGCCCCAACCUCCCCUUUGGAUCCUCCAAGCAAUGCUGAUCAUUGACUGCUUUGGCAAGAUGCGCGCAGGCCCCAAGCAACGUGAGCGCGCCCAGCUGUUUCACUGUGUGCUGAUCAAGCUCAUUCGGCGCAGCACAUGUUGCACGAUUCAGUCCUCCGCACUACCCACAGUGUCCGCGGGCGAGGACCUCGUAAGUAGCUGGCAGCAGGCCAUGGAGGAUGAACAGCGCAAGCGCCUGGCCAUGCACUGCUUCAUGUGGGAUGUGCAGCAUGCGGUCCUAUUCUCGCAGUCGCUAUGCAUGUCUGCCUUCGAGAUCCGCUCCGCGUUGCCGUGCGCGCCUGCCCUUUGGGAUGCACCGACCGCAGAGGCCUGGGCGAGACAGGGUUCCCUGUGCUUCUCGCUCGCGUAUUCUGAGCCGUCAUUCCUCACCGUCUUGAAAGGUUACAUCACCCCUGCGGCGGUUCCGCGACCGCGACAACUCAAUCCACUGGCGCGUCUUGUGGUCCUGCACGGCUUGAUGUCCGUGUCCGCGGAUCUCAAACGCCGAGAUCAGACGAUCCUACGCGGCGAGGACCCGGAGCGGGUAGGGAGCUGGAUCCCGCGCAUGAGCCGAUCGUACGAGAUUUGGAAAGCAGACUUCGACGCCGAUGGGCUGGCGAUGAAGCUGGGUGAAGGCCAGCCCGGGUCGUCGGAAAGUGCGGCGGGAGUGUUCCAUAGCGCGGCGCUGGUGCUGUACCGCGCGGCCCAGCUGGCACUGCAAGUGGAGGUUCUGGAUAUACAGAUCGGAGCGGGAGCUACCGCGAUCCUGGGACGGACGGUCACUCAGACGGAUCGUGAUCGGUCGGCUCAGGCAUUGGCCCACUGGGUGCGCUCGAACAUGGUGAUGCAAGCGGCGAAGCAGGCGGCAUGGAUGGUGCGGGAGGCCGUUUCCGGCCGCCAAGGCGAUCAGGAGGCCAUGAACGCGUUUCAUUUCCCGUGGUGUUUGUACCUGGGCACAUUAGUAUGUUGGGCGGUACAUGGGGGAGGCGUGCGUGAAGUGGGAAGUCAUCGCGUGAGUCUGGAUUUGGCGAAUUUGCUGGUGGCUUUGACGGGCGAGAGAGUCAACGAGAGCCCGCAAUAUCAGUACGACAUGCGCGGGUUAAUCCGGUCGAUGGCGCAGCAGCUGGCCACAAUCCGCUGGACGGUAGUCCACGAUGCGCAAAAGGUGCUCAUGGGAUUA
Molecule: messenger RNA, 2543 nt
Organism: Aspergillus homomorphus CBS 101889
Lineage: Eukaryota; Fungi; Ascomycota; Eurotiomycetes; Eurotiales; Aspergillaceae
Product: C2H2 finger domain transcription factor
Exons: 2
Biological process (GO): DNA-templated transcription; regulation of transcription by RNA polymerase II
Cellular component (GO): chromatin
Molecular function (GO): RNA polymerase II cis-regulatory region sequence-specific DNA binding; zinc ion binding; DNA-binding transcription factor activity, RNA polymerase II-specific
Source: RefSeq, a predicted model, not a curated record